Molecule: messenger RNA, 1483 nt
Organism: Salmo salar (Atlantic salmon)
Lineage: Eukaryota; Metazoa; Chordata; Actinopteri; Salmoniformes; Salmonidae
Product: coenzyme Q2 4-hydroxybenzoate polyprenyltransferase
Biological process (GO): ubiquinone biosynthetic process
Cellular component (GO): mitochondrial inner membrane
Molecular function (GO): 4-hydroxybenzoate polyprenyltransferase activity
Source: RefSeq, a predicted model, not a curated record
UUGUUGGUGUUUUGAUAUCCCACGUGGAAUACCGUCCCACAAGCAGAACAACAACCGACCGGGCGAGUGUUUCUUGCGGAACAUUUAACAUGUCGUACCAAACAUUCCGCGAGAAAAAAAACGGGAAGUCCUUUUAGGAAGAUGUGACAAGUGUCAGUGAGGAUAAUGUGCAUUUGACUGCAGAGAGAGGAGAUGAUGCUCCCUGCCAGAUUAACUUCUCAGGUCGUUCUGAACCCCUGGAGGCUGCGUCACCAUGGGACCUGCUACUCCAACCUCCCUAGCCUCUCCAGCAAUUACCUGAAGAAUCAGAGAAAAACCGAGGUCUCUACCCACCACCCCGAAAAUAGCCCGCAAUCAUGGUUGUUAAGUCCACCAACCAGACUUGAUGCCACCAGGAAAAGACUGUUCAGCCUGUCAGCGGCUGGGAUUGUCAACUCUGCCCCAGCGCCCAUGCAGCCCUACCUCAGAUUAAUGAGACUUGACAAACCAAUCGGAACAUGGUUGUUGUACCUGCCUUGCACUUGGAGCAUUGGCCUGGCUGCAGACCCAGGCUGCCUCCCACAUCUGGGCAUGCUCACGUUAUUCGGCACCGGGGCCCUGCUGAUGAGAGGGGCUGGCUGCACCAUCAAUGACAUGUGGGACAAGGACUUUGACAAGAAGGUUGCCAGGACAGCUACUCGGCCAAUUGCUGCAGGGGAGAUCACUCAGAUGCAGGCCCUAGUCUUCUUGGGGGGUCAGCUUUCUCUGGCAUUGGGGGUCCUGCUUUGUCUCAAUUAUUACAGUAUAGCUCUUGGAGCUGCUUCCCUAUCUCUGGUAGUCACAUAUCCACUAAUGAAGAGGAUCACCUACUGGCCACAGCUUGUAUUGGGACUGACCUUCAAUUGGGGAGCACUGCUUGGUUGGUCAGCGGUCAUAGGCUCCUGUGAGUGGUCGGUGUGCCUUCCUCUGUAUUUCUCAGGAGUGAUGUGGACAUUAAUUUAUGACACCAUCUAUGCCCAUCAGGACAAAGAUGACGACAUCAGGGUAGGGGUCAAGUCUACAGCAUUGAGGUUCCAGGAGCAGACCAAGCCGUGGCUCAGUGGGUUCAUGGUGGCCAUGAUGUCAGGGCUGAUUGUGGCUGGGGUCAACGCAGAACAGACUCUGCCUUAUUAUGCAACACUGUCCACUGUGGCUAUUCACCUCACACAUCAGAUCUACACAUUGGACAUCAACAAACCAGAGGACUGCUGGAAAAAAUUUGUUUCAAACAGAAACCUUGGACUACUCCUGUUCUUAGGAAUAGUCUGUGGAAACUUGUGGAAAGAAAGAAGAGACACUUCAUUGCAAAAUGAUUAACUAGCACUACAAUAAACUUCUCAGAACACAAGAUUUACAUUCUAGUGUGCACAGGACGUUCUAGUUAUAUAGUAGUACACAACCCAUUAUUUUGUAAGUCUUGACCGUAUUGGAUGUUGUCUUUAAAUAAAGCUCAUUUUAAGCUCUG